This is a messenger RNA of Stylonychia lemnae, 2094 nucleotides long. The record is from the annotation of a GenBank genome assembly. Lineage: Eukaryota; Ciliophora; Spirotrichea; Sporadotrichida; Oxytrichidae.
AUGAGCGCAAUAACUUCACUCACACCAAAUGGUAUUCAUAAAUGCUAUGAGUAGCCUGAAAAGUACAUCAACGAUGAGUUGGUAUUUCAAGUAAUUGAUGCCAAGUAUUUCAAGCCAGAAGAAAAGAAAAACUAAAUCAAGAGCAAGCUAAAAAUUUCAGAUGGUCACUACUAUAUUUAAGUCAUGCAAACUGAUAAAUCACAUGAUAAUAUGGUAAUUCAUAUCUUUAUCUAACCUUUAAACGAUAGCAAUAAGAGUUCACUCAGCAUUCUGUGUUUAAAAUUCUAGGGAAAUGCUUAACUAAAAAUAACAUCUAAGGGACAAAGUAACUAACUAAGUGAAAAUUUAACUUAUUGCAGGAUAUUUGUGAUGAAAGGCCCCGCAACAAUCAUCUAUACUGGCUUAAAAAGAGUCAUUGGAACUCCAACUGAAUAUACUAAGUCCUACUAGGAAAAUUCUAAAGGAAGUGGAAUUGAUAUUAAAAUUCCAAUCAAUGAGACCGACUAAAAGUUUAAUGAUGAUUUGAAUACUGGAAAUUCUGUCAGAAACUCAAACAUUAACAUUUAAGAGAAUUUCAACAGAAUGGGUAUUCAGUCUCCCAUCGGUAACCAUAGGUAGGAUAAUUCUAGCACUAACAACUAGAGAAUGAUGCCGCAAAGUGUAAUUGGGUAAACAAGAUUCUCAAACGAAGAAUAACCUGAAAAUUAGGGGAAAAGAAUGAGCUCAAUGAUGGAGAUGUACACCCCAGUAAGAUGCCUCAACAACUUUAGCACUGAUUGGAAGAUAAGAGCUAGAGUGACAAAGAAGGGAGACAAGAAAGUUUGGAGAAAUAACAAAGGAGAAGGAGUUCUCAUGAAUUGUGAUCUUAUUGACAAAGAAGGAUGCCAAAUAUAAUGCACAUUCUUUGGAGAGGCAGCUGAGAAGUUUGACAAAAUCUUGAAAGAGAAUCAUGUUUUUCUGUUCUCAAAUGGUUAGGUCAAGCUGGCAAAUAAGAAAUAUACCUCAAUCACUAAUGAUCACUGUUUGACCUUUGAUUAAAAUGCAGAAAUUGUGGAAGUCGAUGAUGACUCAUAGAUAAAAUAAUAAGGAUUCUCAUUUAUAGCACUUAAAGAGAUUGAAUAAAAGAUGCAAAACUAAGCUAUUGAUGCAAUCGGAGUAAUAGUUGAGACUGGUCCAACUAAUAGCAUUCCUCUUAAACAAGGUGGAAAUAAAGAAAGGAAAAAUGUACUGAUUGCUGAUGAGAGUGGAAUGAAAAUUUAAUGCAGUUUAUGGGGUUCUCUUUGCAAUCUAUACUCCUAUGAUGUAGGUUCAAUUCUGGGAAUAAAAAACUCUAGAGUUUCUGACUAUGGCGGUAAGAGUUUGAAUUGUGGUGAUGAUCAUUCCACACUUUACAUCAAUCCAAGGCACAAGAGAACAGAUCAAUUAAUGAAUUGGUAUACAAAAUUAGGCAGUUCUGCUAAUCUAUAAAAUCUUUCAGGGGCAGCUAGUGGAGAAGGAGGAAACAGAGAUAAUUACAGAUUAAUGAGAGAAGCUUUAGAAUAGCUUAAAACUGAUAAUGCAUUUAUUAAUGGUCAAGUGUAAUCUGUUUACUUUAAAACAAGCGGACACAUUCCAAGAAUUUUGUAUGAUGAUAGCAGAAUGAUGUACUUCGUUGGAUGUCCUGAAUGCAAAAAGAAAUGCUAGCCAGAUGGUGCAUAAUACAAAUGUGAGAAUUGUAAUAAGUAUUAUAAUCAGAACGAAGUGAGACUUACUUAUACUAUCACUGCCAGGUUUGAUGAUUUAUCUGAUGGUACAUUUGUUUCAUUCUUGAGUGAAUCCGCUGAAACCGUUAUGGGCCAAACUGCUUUGGAAUUCAGUAAAAUCAGAGACAAUCAAAGUUACUCCCUUGAUUACAUUCGAGAUAUGCUUAAUGAAAGAAGCUUUUAGUCCGUGUCCUUAGUUGUAAAAGCUACUAUUGACAACUACAACAAUAACAGUGAAGAGCUCAAAUUCAAAUUUAAUGCAGCAAGAUGUUCCCCAAUAGAUCUGAAAGAUGAAAAUUAGAUGCUGUUAAGAAGACUCAAAAUGUAUGAGAACAAGUAGUCAAUGUUCUGA